AUGGCGACAGAGAGCCGGACAGAGAUGGAGAAGCUGCUGGGAGGAGCUCAGGUGAGACAGGAAGUGAUUCAAGCUGCAGAUGUGCAGGAUGCAGCAGAAGAAGCUGAAACUCAGGCUGAUCUGCCCGACGACAGCGAGCAGCUCGGAGAUCCUCAGAGAGACGAACAUGUGGGAAACUCUACAGCUACAGUGAAGGUGGUUCUGGUUCCUGGUCAUGUGAUGACCGUGGCGUUCGCCAUCGGUCUCAGCGUUCAGGAGAUGAAGCGUCACCUCGCCUCAGAGCUCAGAGUUCCUGCCGAGGUUCUGCAGGUCUCUCUGGACGGCAGGAUGGUGGAGGAGCAGCAGAGCCUGAUGGAGCUCGGCGUUCGGCCUCACGGCUCCAUCCUGAGCUCCACCGACCCGAACCUCCACCCGCUGCGUCCCCUUCGCCCCCCCGACCACGACAACAUGCCCGAUGUCAUCACCGUCAGAGUUCACACAGAAGACGGAGCGUUCCAGGAAGUCGUGGUGGAGAUCGAGCGUCCGCCGCAGCAGAAAGCCUUUCUGGGCGGAUACAGACACCUGCUGACGGGGGCGCAGUACCACAACGCCGCCGUGCAGACGCUGCCCAACACGAGACCUGACAGAGGAGUCAUCGCCUUCAGCCGCGACACACAGUGGAGGCUGGAGGAGGAGCAGCGGAUCAACUCCUCCCUGAGAGGAGCUGAGAGGAAGGCGGCUCUCUACUCGCUGCUGGAACAGGAGACGCAGCUCAUCGCCGCCAUCGGAUGUCAUCGCAUCGCCGUCAACAACAACAACUACGACACAACUGUCAGGAGGUUCCUGGAGAAGUCUGCAGCUCCUCACCAGUGGCGAGCAGCAGACGGUGGGAUGAUACAGAUGGACAGUCAGCACACCAUCAGAGCCAGAGAGCUGAAAGACAUUUAUAACAACAUCACAACAAGCUCAGUGAGCCAUGAACAGAGACUCCAAAUCCUGAUGACACUCAAACACACCGUCAAGGAGCACGAGUGUCAGCUGACCCGGGAUGUGGUGGAUUUGAUCGACAGGGAAGUGGACCUGUUGACUCGCGGUGUUAAAGCCUCCAGUCUGGAAGGGCUGAGGAAGAGGAUCUCCACUCUCUUCCUCCAGUACAUCAAAAUACCGGCAUUUAACCCCGAGGUGGCCAAGCUGCUGCAGGUUCCUCAGAAUCCGUCCCAGCUGAAGAACAACAUGUUCCUCUGCCCGAGCUGCCAUCGCUACCUCCGCUCCGCUGACUUCAGCUCUUCGGCCAGCGCCCGUCUGAGCGGUCCGUGUCUGGACUGCACCAGACUGGACAACAUCGCCCGUUCCCGUAACGACUUCUCCUGCUACAAGAACAUCCUGAAGAGGCUGAGAGCCGACGAGCAGCGCCUCAACCCGGAGGCCAAGAUCCCCUUCCUGCUGCAGGUGGAGGAUGUGCAGUACCUGGUGGAGGUGGUCUGGGCUUCCCGCUCAGCGCUCCACGCCGGCAGCGAUCUCUACAACCUGGUGUUUGUCCGCUGGGAGUGUCAGAGAGACUGGAGCCCCUGGAACUGCUUCCUGCUGUCCAAAGAGGAGACGACAGCUCACGUGGAAGUGGAAGACGUCCACAAGACGUACGAGGCGGCGUUCAUCCGCAGGAUCGAACACAUGCACACGUUGGCUCGGCGCCACUUCAGCCAGAUCCCCAUCAUGGCCGAGUACCUGGACUCUGCUGCCCUGGGCAACCAGCCCAUCUCCAAGCCCAUCGCCAUGGCGACAAGCAGGCAGACCACCGACACGCCAUCGUCCUCGGCUCGUUAG
Molecule: messenger RNA, 1803 nt
Organism: Scomber scombrus (Atlantic mackerel)
Lineage: Eukaryota; Metazoa; Chordata; Actinopteri; Scombriformes; Scombridae
Gene: iqub
Product: IQ motif and ubiquitin domain containing
Biological process (GO): cilium assembly
Cellular component (GO): motile cilium; acrosomal vesicle
Molecular function (GO): protein binding
Source: RefSeq, a predicted model, not a curated record